This is a messenger RNA of Paramecium pentaurelia, 2556 nucleotides long. NCBI's taxonomy places the organism in Eukaryota, Ciliophora, Oligohymenophorea, Peniculida, Parameciidae. The record is from the annotation of a GenBank genome assembly.
AUGAUUGGAUAAGAUUAAUAUCUAUAAGAAGAAUUAUAUAAUGAUUCCAAUAUCUCAACCAUUAAUUGUGAUUAACUUAAAUAAUAAAAUGCUUUUCAUAAUUUGAUUAUCAUUUAAAUCUUAAAUUCACAAUAAUAAGUUGAAGGUGGAAAUGUUUUAAAUAUUAAAUAGGAAGCUCAAAAAUUGACCACCAAUCAUUAUUUAUUAAUAGAGGCAAAAAAAGAUUAAAUGGAAAUUCGUUAUUUCAUUUUGCUCUUUGAUCAUCACAAUAAUUUAAAUAAUGUUUAAUAAGGAAUGUAAAUUCUUGUAUAUGGGAAUUUUGAUAAUAACAACACAAUUUAUUUUAGUUAAAGAUUAAAAAAUGAUCAUUUUUAUGUUUUAGAGCCAAAAACUUUGGUUUCAGCUACUAAAUUAAGUAAUAUAGUAUAUUGUAGAAGGAAACCAUUAGUCAAAGAAUUUUUUUCAAAUUAAGUUUUUGGUACCAAUUUUAAUAAAUUAAGAGGUAAUUUUUUACAUUAUAUAUUUUAAAAUCUUAUGGAAUCUAUCUAUGAGUUUGAGAAAUAUUUUUAAUAAAUAAAUGAUUCGAAGUAAUAUGAAUUAGAUAUUAAUUAAAUUCCUGUUUAAUUCAAGAUAUUUUUUGAACAAAAUUAAUCUAAAUUUUUAAAAGAAAUAUAUACUGUGGGGAAUGAGAAAAAUAAAGAUAUGGAAAUUAGUAUAUCAUAAGGAUUUAUUAAGAUACUAAUUUGGAUUAAAAAAUUUGUUAUUAAUAAAUAACCAAUAUAAUAGAAUAAAUUUUAAAUCUAAAUUAUAAAAUGGGUCGCAAAUGAAAAAAAAAUUUAAUCAUCCGUUUUGGGAUUAGUUGGAGUUAUUGAUAUGAUUUUUGAAGUUAAGAUUAUUAUAGAUAAAUAUUAGUAAAGAUUUUGUAAAAUACCAAUAGAGAUUAAAACUGGAAUGAAGUUAAAUUCUGAUGAUACUUAAGUUUAAACUUAUAUAUAUUUAAUGAAUAAUUACUAUGAAUAGGAAACCUUAUUAGGAAUGAUAUUAUAUUUAAAUAAUUCAGAUUAUAAAAUCAUUACUAAUAAUUAAUAUCUAUAAAAAGACUUAUUGUUUUGUAGAAAUCUAUAUAUUUUAGAAUUAUGUCAAUUAAAGAAAUAAGAGGAUUUUUCACUUUUGCCUAAACUUGAAUUAGAAAUUAAAACAAAAUAAGAAUAAAUGAAAUGUGAGAAAUGUGGAUGUAAAUAUGUUUGCUAUGGUUUAUUUCUAUUAGAAAAUUAAUCAACAUUCUAAUUUCCAAUUUAAUCAUAUGAAUAAAUAAAAAAAUAAGUUAAUUAAUAAACAAAAAUUUACUUAAAUGAAAUGAUUAAAAAUUUGAGAUAAGAAAAAAAAGCAUAAACUCUAACUCAAAUUGAAUAUGAAAUUAAAUAAAAAUAAAACCUUAAUGAUACCUUCCAUUAUAUAUUAUCUUCAAAAAACACAUAUUUAGAAAGUUAAGCUCUUUAAGUUUUAAAAGAAUGUUUUCCGUCAAACAGAGAAUUUACCCUUUUUUGUAAAAGAACUUAAAAAAGCUAUUAAUUCAUUUUAAAAAAGUAACCUAAUAUUAUUUAAAAAUACUUAUUAAAUUAGACAUCUAGGUUAGAAAAUAAUGAAGAAGAUGAUUUUGAAUAUCUGAUUCGUAUGCAUGUACAAGUUAAAACAGAACUAAGUACUUUUGGUAAAGAAUUAGAAAUAGAAGAUAUUCUAAUCCAAUAAAUAUAAUAAAAAAAUCCAUUUAAACAUUAUAAUUUUAUUACAUUUGAGCUUGCUAUAAAUCAAAAAUUAUCAAGAAAAAAAGAAAUUCUUAUAUUAGGUUAUACUCCCUAAUUUAAGAGUUAAUCUUAUCUUCAUGAAGGCGAUCAAUAAUCUUUUUCAUAAAUGUUAGAUAAUUUUAAAUAAUUAAAUGAAUAAUAAUCUAAUGCUAUUUAAUUAUGUUUAUUAGCUGAAGAUUUUGUUUUAAUUUAAGGUUAUAAUGGAAAAAGGAAUAUGUUAAGUCAUUUAUUAUUUUUAUUAGGAUAAAAAAAUAAAAAUAUAUUAUUUUGUUCUGCUGAUGAUGAUAUUUUAGAUGAAUAAAUAAAUGAUUUUAGCGAAACAUUUCCAAAUGAAUGUGGAUGGAUUUUAAGAUUAUAUGGAGAAAAAGAAUAAAUACAAGAAAAAUAUUAAAAAUAUUCUUUUGACUUUAAAAAGUUUGAAGAUAUUUCAGAAAUCAAUAAGAAAUUAAAAAAUAAACAUUUCUAUUUCUCAACUUGUUAAAAUUGUACUGAUAUUUUAUAAUCAGAUUCAUUUGAUUAUUGUAUUGUUGAUUAAUCUACAAAAAUUAUAGAACCAUCUUGUAUAUCUUGUAUACUCAAAAGCAAAGUAUUUAUAUUAUUACAAGAUUAAGAAUUUGAAUAACCAUAAGUUUAAUCAAAAGAUGCUAAAUUAUUAUAAGUUAGUCUAUUUUAAAGAUUAUCAUAAUAAUUUAAGAACAUAGGAUGUCUUGUAGAUUUAGAUUAAGGAGAGAUUUAAAGUUAAUUUCUUUGA